Messenger RNA from Fusarium venenatum, 1200 nucleotides. Its product is annotated as glycoside hydrolase. Lineage: Eukaryota; Fungi; Ascomycota; Sordariomycetes; Hypocreales; Nectriaceae. The record is from RefSeq and is a predicted model, not a curated record. Gene Ontology annotation, biological process: carbohydrate metabolic process.
AUGUAUAUCAACUGGGCUGGACUCUUUACCCGAGGGUCGACAUUCGUCAGUUCAGUUCGACCCGAAACUCGCAGCGUUUCGACAUAUACCGAAAAGGCUGUUUCCGCUAUCCAAGCAAUGAACGAUGAAUUCUACAACUCUGCUACCGGUACAUGGGACAAUGCCUGGUGGUCCAGCGCCAACGUGGUCACCACUCUCGCUGAUUUCGUAACUCUAGAACUCGAAGAGGCCAACAAGCUAAACAUUGGAGGCAUUCUCGCUACAACAUACACAAACGCUCAAAAGACAACCGUUCACACUAUGAAGACAAUGACAGACGGUGUCGUCACCUCCGCCUACUGUCUAGACUCAGACUCUGGCUGUAUGAUGAAGCGUUCUUUUCUCGGAAAACGUGGCUUUGAUAACUUCCUCAACGAGUUCUACGACGACGAAGGAUGGUGGGCUCUGGCAUGGAUCAGAGCGUCCGACGCUACUGGAGACCAGCAGUACCUCGAAGCUGCCAUCGACAUCUUCAACGACAUGCAGACCGGCACUGGAACGAAAUGUGGCGGCAUCCGGUGGAAGAAGGAAGGCGAAGAAGGUUCAGGCUAUGUGAAUGCCAUCGCCAACGAACUCUACCUGAUGACGGCUGCUUCUCUGGCACGACGCGUCCCCAAUAACGGCACAUACCUCGAGAUCGCCAAGAAGCAAUGGAACUGGUUCCAGGAUAGUGGCAUGAUCAACAAGGAUGGACUGAUCAACGACGGACUUAACGACGAUUGUAAGAACAACGGUCUGCAAACCUGGUCUUACAACCAAGGUGUUGUCUUGGGCGGUCUUGUCGAGCUUGCUCUCGCAACAGGCGACGAUAACUACACAAAAAAGGCCCACAAGAUUGCACACGCAGCUAUUGAGCACCUCUCCAACCCUGACGGCAUCCUGAUCGAGACGGACGACUGUGAGCACAAGGAUGGCCACUGUGGCGCUGAUGGGCAACAGUUCAAGGGUAUCUUUGUCAGAAACUUGCGAUACCUGCACACUGUCUCACCCAAAGCACUUUAUCGUCGGUUCAUCACCAAAAACGCCAUCUCGAUCUGGAGGAACGGCCGCAGCGAAGAUAACUUGUUGGGAGUCGCUUGGGCCGGACCAUAUGUCCGCGCCACUGGUCCCUCGCACAGCAGUGCCUUGGAUGCUAUUGUGGCAGCCAUUGCUGUUUCUUAG